Messenger RNA from Eriocheir sinensis (Chinese mitten crab), 1918 nucleotides. RefSeq lists its product as uncharacterized. NCBI's taxonomy places the organism in Eukaryota, Metazoa, Arthropoda, Malacostraca, Decapoda, Varunidae. The record is from RefSeq and is a predicted model, not a curated record. The transcript is spliced from 3 exons. Bases 1 to 447 code for a protein of 148 amino acids.
AUGGCCCUACCAGGUGAGAACCUGGUGAGGCGCCUUGUUCACUCAUGCCAUCAGGAUCACCCGCUGCCCCGAGGCCACCCCUGGUGCCGGUGCAGCAGUGAGGAUCUGAGGCGGGUGCUGUGCCCAGCGCUCGCUGCGUCCUCACUGCCGCUGACUUCUGUUGCAGUGGAGGCUGCAGGGCCGGGCAGCAGCCUGAGGGGCCAGGACCAGCAGGAGCAGCCUGCCAUUGCUGUGAGGAUCAGUGCCAGACCAUGCAGUACGAACCUUGGUCAUCGUAAAGUGUCCCAGGAAUUGGUCGCCAUCAGUUGUGCUCGGCAUCAAAGGAUCCAGGAGAGAAAGUUGAAGAAGGAUAAGGAGAUGUUUAUGGCAGCACAGACACUCGUGGACAUACAGGAAUACACUCAACCUUGCAGUGACGAAGUUCAUGUUGGUAAGUGGGUAUGUUGAUAUAUGCCAUCAACAAGUAGCCUGUUCCAUGUUUUUUUUAUGGAAAUACAGACGUUUUCAUAAAAAACACAUCACCAUAAAAUGUAUUCUCAUCCUUUUUCUUGGUGUAAGUUAAGAAACGUCUUCUAAAAUGGGUAUGAAUUUUCAGGGGUCAAAGUUGUCAUGGGAGUGUAUUACUAUCUUCUCGCACCUUUCAGAACAACAGGAACAGUUGUCCCUCCCAGCCAAUGGCCAGACAUUUCAGACAGAGAAGCAAACCAUUCUUUCUAGACCAUCUGCCUGCCAGACAGAAACAGUAACAGUUGCAACUGUUGGCUGCCAAACAGACCUCACCCUAAUGAAGAUGACCAUGUUUGAUCAGCAGUAUGAGGACUUGAACCUGUUACGAACAGAGGUGUAUGAAUUCCGUUCUACAGUAGGUGACUACAAUAACCUCAACCUCAGUAAUGAUGAUGAAAAAGUACUUUUUUAUACAGGGCUGCCAAACUAUGCUGUACUGAUGUGCAUUUUUAAUUAUGUUUGCCUUAAUAUUACCCAUUCAAUUAAUUCAAAGCUAUCCCCAUUUCAAGAAUUUAUGUUUCUGAUGCAUCUUCAUUUAAACACAUGCUUCCAGGAUUUGGCCUACAGAUUUAAUGUAUCUCUUUCAACUGUGUCAAGGAUAUUUUAUAAAUGGGAAGAUACAGCAGAUACAAAAUUAAGACAUUCCAUUGUUUAGCCUGGAAGAGAAGAACUUAGGCUAGCAAUGCCUGCAUGCUUCCGCAGGAAUUUUGGUGACAAGAGUUUCUGUCGUACUUGACUGUUUUGAAGUGACCCUGGCUACUCCUUCCUCCCUAAUGGCCAAGGCAGCUACUUGGUCAAAUUAUAAACACAAUAACUCCAUGAAAUUCCUCUUAGGCAUUACUCCCACAGGAUGCAUAUCAUUCAUAUCUAGAGGUUGGGGUGGUAGGGUCAGUGACAAGACCAUUACCAAGAAGUGCGGCAUUUUAGAAAAUUUGCUACCUGGUGAUAUUGUGCUUGCUGAUAUAGAGUUUGGAAUUGAGGAAAGUGUAGGAUUAUACCAUGCAAGUUUAUAUAUUCCAUCAUUUACCAGGGGAAAAUCGCAGUUGUCAGCCUUUGAAGCUGAAAAUACUAAGAAAAUUGCCAGUGUAAGAAUUCAUGUAGAGAGUAAUUGGGCUGGUUCGUCGUAAAUAUAAGAUUUUUCAAGGUCCACUUCCAAUAGAAUUAGUAAAAGGUAAUGACAGCAAUGAGACUACGCUAGAUAAAAUAGUUUGGAUAUGUUGUGCACUUGUUAACUGUUGUCCAGGCAUUGUACCAAUGACUUCAUGAAUGUAAUUUAAUUACUUAUUUAUGUUUAAUAUGUAAUUUUUAUCAAGCCUUUUUUCCAAGUGGGAUGGCAGAUUAAAUUAAUUGGUAAAUGUAAUCCAAUUAAUUACAUUAUCCAUUUCCAUACAAUAAAGUAAAAACAAAGAUU